Messenger RNA from Dromiciops gliroides (monito del monte), 1251 nucleotides. RefSeq names its product peptidoglycan recognition protein 3 (gene PGLYRP3). The record is from RefSeq and is a predicted model, not a curated record. The transcript is spliced from 9 exons. Gene Ontology annotation, biological process: peptidoglycan catabolic process. NCBI's taxonomy places the organism in Eukaryota, Metazoa, Chordata, Mammalia, Microbiotheria, Microbiotheriidae. Bases 1 to 1251 code for a protein of 416 amino acids. Gene Ontology annotation, molecular function: N-acetylmuramoyl-L-alanine amidase activity; zinc ion binding.
AUGGUGCCUGCUAUGUCCCCUACCAUGUGGUUACAGAUCAAGUACCAGAUGGAAGCCAAAUGGGACCCAGGAGUUUGCGCCACGGCUACUGUAGAUCCAGGAGUACAGGUGCGGUGGCAUAGUCAGCUAGCCAGUCAUGGAAGCCUUGAGACACCAGGGCACCUGGGAUUUGAGUUCAAGGGCAGCUGUCUGUGGUCUGGCUCCUUAGGACCCUUCCUGGGUUCCUUGAAGAUGUUUGUGUGGUUUGUUUUCUUCUCCAUUCUGGGCCUUGGAUCCUGUGGCUCCUUCCCGGUGAUCUCUCGAACAGAAUGGGGAGCAGGGCGUUGCGGCUGCAGCAACCAGCUGGAGAUUCCUGUCCCGUACCUCAUCAUCCACCAUAUCCCUGGGCACAAGUGCCAUCAGAAAGCCUCCUGCCAGCAGAUGGUGAAGGGCUUACAAGAGCUUCACGUCAAAACGAAUGGCUGGUGUGAUGUGGCUUACAAUUUCCUGAUUGGUGAUGAUGGCAAUGUGUAUGAAGGCGUGGGAUGGGCCAUCCAAGGCACUCACACUGUGGGCUACAACAACAAGUCACAGGGAUUUGCUUUUGUGGGGAGUGUAACAGGAAGUUCUCCCAGUGCUGCUGCCUUGACUGCAGCUCAGAAUUUGAUCUCCUUUGCUGUCGACAAAGGUUACCUCUCACCCAAGUACAUCCAACCACUAUUUGUUCAGAGUGAGUCCUGUCUGGCCUCCCAGAAGAAUGGGGUAUCCAAGAGAGAAUGCCCUGACAUAAUUUCCCGGUCCUCCUGGGGAGCCCGAGAAACUUACUGUUCUAAGCUGCUUGAACCCGCCAAGUAUGUCAUCAUCAUCCACACCGUGAGCCACAGCUGCAAUGUGACCAAAGAGUGCAAGAUCUCUGUUCAAAACAUCCAGUCCUCUCACAUCGAUGAGAGGAAAUUCUGUGACAUUGCUUAUAAUUUCCUGGUAGGUGAGGACGGUAGAGUGUAUGAAGGAGUGGGCUGGGACAUCGAGGGCGCUCACACCUAUGGCUACAAUGACAUUGGUCUGGGAAUUGCUUUCAUUGGCACGUUCAGUGGAAUUUCUCCCAAUGCUGCAGCCCUGAAGGUGGCCCAGGACUUGAUCCAGUGUGGAGUGGACAAAGGCUACUUGAUUCCUGACUACCUUCUAGUGGGACACAGGGAUGUUGUUAACACGCUCUCCCCAGGGCAGGCCCUGUAUGAGAAAAUCAAGACCUGGCCUCACUUCAAACACUGA